Molecule: messenger RNA, 315 nt
Organism: Prorocentrum cordatum
Lineage: Eukaryota; Dinophyceae; Prorocentrales; Prorocentraceae
Source: the annotation of a GenBank genome assembly
AUGCACGUGUUAGACGAGCGCCUGACGUCCAGGUUCGGCUGCCAGGCCGAGGACGACAUAUGCCAUUACCUACGAUGCCCGCGCGCUUGGCAUUUAGUCUCCCUCCCGAGAUGGAUCCCUUCCGCACGACUGAUUGUCCGACUCGGCCUCGGGCUUCCGGAGGACCAGAUCGAGGAUGAUGAGCUUCAGCGGGCGGCAGUGCGCAGAGCUUUGAUGUACCACCUGUACAACAUCAUCCGUCACGAAAUCGCAGACAACACUUAUGACUACAACAUGCACACCAGUGCCCUGAGUGCUGCCCGGCAGCGCGUCUAG